Molecule: messenger RNA, 1640 nt
Organism: Xenopus laevis (African clawed frog)
Lineage: Eukaryota; Metazoa; Chordata; Amphibia; Anura; Pipidae
Gene: coa6.L
Product: cytochrome c oxidase assembly factor 6 L homeolog
Biological process (GO): respiratory chain complex IV assembly; mitochondrial ATP synthesis coupled electron transport
Cellular component (GO): mitochondrial intermembrane space; mitochondrion
Source: RefSeq, marked predicted
CUGCCUUCUGCUCUGCUGCCAUGUGCGUGUGGUAAAAAUGGCUGCUCCUACAGCAAAGGAAAGAAAAGCAUGCUGGGAUGCUCGAGAUGAAUACUGGCAGUGCUUGGAUGCUAAUAAUGAAGAUGCCUCAAAGUGUCAGAAAUUGAGACACGGCUUUACAAACAACUGUCCACAACAAUGGAUGAAAUACUUUGAUAAAAGAAGAGACUACUUGAAAUAUAAAGAAAAGCUCCAAGGAGGAAGCACAACAGAAACCACAGAAAAGUCAUAAGACUUAAAAAGGAACCAUAUUAAAAAAACUAUAAGAGGCUUGAAAAUAUUUCAAUGUUUUUUUUUUUUUUCAUAAAAGAAAAUGUACAAUAGAAGAUGUGUCAUUUGAAUCACAAGUUCCAGCAUAUUUACUUCCUAAAACUUCACUGAUAAAUAAGGUACCUGGUUAUGAACAUACAUACGCAAAGUCGACAAUAGGAGCUACGCACAUAUGUAUGUAAGUGAAAGAUGAUUAGCCAAUUAUAUUGAAGCAAAAGACUAAGAUCUCCUAAUUUUUUUUAUGGUCACUAGUUACAUCUGUGGCUAUAAUAAAAUUGGGCAUGCCUGUCACUGUGUGUUUAACUUGUGACAAUACUGUAACUUUCAGCUUAAAUACAAACAAAUAUUUAUCAUUUGGAGGUAUGGGAAGUUUAAUAUAUAAAUCUAUACAUAUACAUGAUUAAAGGUCUUUUUUGUUUUUGUAGCUUGUGGUCCUGUUCAAUAUCCCAGAGUUGCAUAUUUAUUUAUGAUGGAGUACUUAGUAACUUACAAGGUUUCUGUAAGGUUUUUCUUUUCCUUUAAAGGGCAUGUAAAGGCAAAAGAAUAAAAUCCCAUUUUUACUUUCUUUAAUGAAAAAGAAACCUAUCUCCAAUAUACUUUAAUUAAAAAAUAUGUACCGUUUUUAUAAGAAACCUGACUGUAUGCAGUGAAAUUCUCCCUUCAUUUACUGCUGUGGAUAGGAAUUGUCAGAUGGUCCCUAACUGCUGAGCAGGGAAACAAUCAUACUUAUGAACAGCAGGGGGAGCCCCCGCCUUACUUCCCAGCCAUGCAGAACUCAAGCAGCUUUGUUUAAGACGAUCCCUGAGCAGCCCAGACCACACUGAGCAUGUGCACAGUCUUAGUCUUGCAAAGAUGUUUAACAAAGUUACAAGAUGAUGACCCCCUGUAGCCAACUUUGAAAGCAUAAAUCAUUUGUUUGGUUAGGCUUGUGGUGCAGUAAGUUCAUGUUUAUAUUUAGUAUACAAAAUAUACAGCAUUUAUAGCCUUAUUCUAUUUUAGACUUUACAUGCCCUUUAAGCAGAAUAGCAAUGCCGUUAUCAUUUUACGGGAUCUCUCUGUACAAGCUAGGAGUACAUUUAGAGUGCUGCUGCAUUACUGGGUGUAGAAGUAGUAAUACAGCAGUACUAGGAAUGAUACUGUAAUUCCAAUGCUGAUAUUGUUUUUGGGUACCUCACUGUGCACUCUGAGGUAUGCAAAAAGAAAAUUAAAUAUUCAUAUUAAUAUUUUAGUCCAUUAGAAGAAAUGUAAGAUUCUAUUGAUUUUUUUUCUAUUAAAACCCCCUUCUGUAUCAGUUUACAGUAAUGUGACACAAAUAAACCACUUUACUGUUU